GUGAAGUUGUGAGACCAGAAACACGAUUUCGUACCAAGUACGUGUGCCAAUUUGAUUAUUUGGCUUUGUCCAAACGAGGUACUUGGGUAGUUGACAUUUAGCACAAAACGGAAAAGAAAAAGAAUAAAUAAAAAGGCAAAAAACAAAAAAGGCAGUGAAAAAAAAAGGUAAAAAUAGAAGAAGAAAAUAUCAGGAAUAGCAGUGAAUCGAGAGAGAGCGGAGAAUGUCGUCGGAACCACCGCCAUUCCAAGAAGCUUCGCGUUGUGAUGUCUGCAGUUGCAGCUUCAACACUUUCCGUCGACGGCACCAUUGCAGAUGUUGCGGCCGAACAUUUUGUGCUGAACAUUCAGCAAAUCAGAUGGCCUUACCACAAUUUGGUCUUCACUCAAGUGUUAGAGUUUGUGCAGAUUGUUUUAAUAACUCCUCGCGUAGACCCAUUGGAGAUGGCAUGGUAGCUGCUUCAGAUGAAGUCAGUGCCCUGAAAGAUUCAUUUUCAGCUUUAGAUGUUGGUGCCGUUGCAGAUAUCAAAACUAAAGAUACUGACAAGCAAACUCCUGCAGUAGACAUCGCAGAAUGCAAAUGUGGGAUGCCUUUGUGUAUAUGUCAAGUGACAGCUACACCAACAACAUCCGUCACUCCACAGAGUAAAACUAUGCCAAAUCCAACAGUAAACACAAAUCCAAAGCCAAAGAAGGAAAAUAGAAUUCCAACAAGUAGAGGUUCAACAUCAAACAACAAGCAAGGGUAUGUAUAUGAUGUAUCUAGUUGUCCUUUUGGAAAAAUAUGUCCAAUCUUUUUUCUUCAAAAACAGAUUUGCUUUUCUUUAUAGCCGUUGUAACUGUGUCAGAUUGAGCCAAGUUAUGUUAUUCGUUCUAGAAGGAUUGCCAUUAAA
Messenger RNA from Nicotiana tabacum (common tobacco), 892 nucleotides. The record is from RefSeq and is a predicted model, not a curated record. NCBI's taxonomy places the organism in Eukaryota, Viridiplantae, Streptophyta, Magnoliopsida, Solanales, Solanaceae.